Drosophila grimshawi is the source of this 1473-nucleotide messenger RNA. RefSeq lists its product as uncharacterized. Gene Ontology annotation, biological process: peptidyl-glutamate ADP-deribosylation. Lineage: Eukaryota; Metazoa; Arthropoda; Insecta; Diptera; Drosophilidae. The transcript is spliced from 5 exons. Bases 150 to 1184 code for a protein of 344 amino acids. The record is from RefSeq and is a predicted model, not a curated record.
CCAAAAAUACAACAAAAAAGAAAAAAGAAUAAAAAAAACUGAAAAAUAGUGUUCGCUUUGGCUUCGUGAAAGUUUCCGCAGUGCGUGCAACGGUCAAAACAACAAUUACAAUUACCACAAAACAAACAAAACCAAACAACAGAAAAAUAAUGGCCAACACGAACGUGAAAAUCGUUGAGGCGAAACUCGAUCUGUUCCAAGCACCACAGAGCUAUGCUUUGGCGCACGCCGUGGAGUCAUCCUUCAGUGCCAUCCGCGGCACACUCGCCUGGCAGUUCGGCCUAAUCUUUGGCGAUGUCGAUGAGCUGCGCACCCGCCGCGUGACCAGCGGCAAUUGUGUCGUCCUGGAGCACAAUUCCCGAUUCGUUUACCAUCUGGUGACCAAGUCAAAUCUGUAUGCGACCUCAACAUACGAUGAUGUUCAGGCGGCGUUGAUUUGCAUGCGGGAGCAUAUGCGCAAUCAUGAAAUCACCAAAGUGGCGAUGCCCCGAAUCUGUUGUGGCAACGAUGGCCUCGAUUGGAAGCAAGUGAAGCGCAUUCUACAGCAGAUCUUUGCCCAUGGCGAAUACCCCAUCGAGAUACUAGUUUGUGAGCAUGACGACAUAAGCAGCGAGUUGGCUGCGCCCAAGUGUCAAAUUACCGAGGCGAAGGGCAAUCUGUUUAGCGCACCGGAAAACUUUGCACUGGUGCAUUCGGUUAGUGCUGACUUUGCCAUGUGUGCCGGUAUCAAUUUGCAGUUUCGUUGCAAAUUUGGACAUGUGGAUGAUCUGAAGAAGCAGCAGCGGCACACUGGCAAUGUGGCUGUGCUGGAGCAGGGCGGUCGCUACAUCUACAAUCUGGUGACCAAGGAGCGGGCACACGAGAAAUGCACCUAUACAGCUCUCUAUUACGCUCUGCUAGCCAUGCGAGAACAUAUGCGUGAACACAAUGUGAGCAAAUUGGCGAUUCCACGCCUGGGCUGUGGCAUCGAUCGUUUGGAUUGGUACCGAGUGCGCAGUCUGCUGGAUCUGGUCUUCGUCAGCGAUAGCGUUGAUAUCAUUGCCUUCUUCUACGAACCGCCCUGCAUGGAGCAGGAUACCAUAAAGGUCAUGUGCCCCACCUGUCAUCACAUGAAGCUCAUGCAUUUGCCGCGCAGCGUCAGCUCAUCGCGACAAUCGCUUCACAGAGAGAAGACCCCAUUCUAAGUGUGGGAAGGGGGAAGCAGUAUCGAAUUUUUGUAUAUAUUAAUAUAUAUAUAUAUUUAUAUAAUUUACUUAUGCUAAUUUAUGACACUCAAACUGGUUUGCAUGGUUUUAUUUGUAUUCGAACAAAGCACAAAAUGCACCGUUAAAAAUAUAGUUUAUAGGCGUUGGGUUAGAGAGCACCAGACAAAUACAUAAAUAUAUAUGUAUUUAUUUAUGGUUAUUUAUAUUAUACAUUGUUAUACAAAAUCAAAUAAAAAGACACCGGCAAAUGCCUGAAAUGAAUCGAAAA